Eimeria necatrix is the source of this 837-nucleotide messenger RNA. RefSeq lists its product as hypothetical. NCBI's taxonomy places the organism in Eukaryota, Apicomplexa, Conoidasida, Eucoccidiorida, Eimeriidae. The transcript has 2 exons. Bases 1 to 837 code for a protein of 278 amino acids. The record is from RefSeq and is a predicted model, not a curated record.
AUGCAGCAGCAGCAGCAGCAGCAGCAGCAAGCCCCUGGACCGCGGCGGACGAAUGUCUCUCGUUGCUUCUUUUUCUCUCAAAAGAAUUUCUUGAGAAAUUUCCAAAACUCUUUCAGCAAGAGCUGGAAAGCGACAAAACACUCUUUCCGCCACGCGCUGCGAAAGACUCUCCAACGUCUGCGCCACUCGCUCUGCAGCAGCAGCAGCAGCAGCAGCAGCAGCAGCAGUUGGGGCAGGAGCGUGAUUCGGGCAGCAGCAACAGUAACUGGAGCAGCAGCAGCAGUAACUGGAGCAGCAGCAGCAGUAACUGGAGCAGCGGCAGCAGUUGGAGCAGUAGCAGCAGUAACUGGAGCAGCAGCAGCAGCAGCAAUUGGAACAGCAACAGCAGCAAAUAGAGCAGCAGCAGCAGCAACUGGAGCAGCAGCAGCAGCAGGAACAGCGGGAGCAGCAGCGGCAACGCAGCAGCAGCCCUUGCUUCCCCCAGCAGAAGCAGCAGCAGCUGCACCCAGCAAGCGACAGAAGCACCGCAGCAGCAGCCGCAGCACAGCAUCCGUAGCAGCAACACAGCAGCAGCAGCACCACCGCAGCAGCAGCACCACGGUAGCAGCAGCACCACCACCCCAGCAGCAGCACCACCACCACCACCGCCGCAACAGCAGCAGCACCACCACCCCAGCAGCAGCACCACCACCACCACCCCAGCAGCAGCAGCAGCACCACCCCCCCAGCAGCAGCAGCACCACCACCACCCCAGCAGCAGCAGCACCACCACCACCCCAGCAGCAGCAGCAGCAGCAGCAGCAGCAGCAGCAGCAGCAGCACCCAAGCAGUCCAUGA